GUUUUUCUGUCCAAUCACCAAUUGAAUAGUGACUACUGUUUUUGGCAAAAUCAUUUUCCAAAAUAUUAAAAAACAAAUGUUUUUAUAAUACAACGAAAAUGAAUUUAGCAUUUAGGCAACUUCUAAGUACAAGGACUUUUAGGUUAUGUGAGAAGUUUUCACAAAAAGGUAUUCAGCUCCCAAUUGUCUCAACAUGCCCUUCGAUACAGCAGCGAACUUAUUGCGAUGAUCAUGCGGAAUCAAGGAAACUACCUCAGCUGAUGGAAUUCCCGCCGGUUAUGUGGCCAUCUUUUAUUAAAUACAUCAAAAAUUGGAUGUUCGCUAACUUCAUCAUCAGGCCUUACUUUGACCAAGAAUUUAGCUUGAACGAAUUCAUUGAGGCUUCUAAGCAUGCAGUUCAGGUUGUUUCAGAAUGUCUACAAAAGAGUGAUUUUCAAAGUCUAGAAGGUUUAGUUGAAAAGGAUGCUAUAGCUUCCCUUAAGAAUGCAGUAACCAAGCUCUCCGUCUCUCAAAGACAAUUAUUACCUAUAGAUAAGGAAGAUAUUUUUUAUGCUUUCCCUUACCAGGUAGGUGUAAUGUUUGAUGAGUCUGAUAAGAGAUGGGUUGAGAUAACAAUGUGCUAUCAUGUUUUAAAAGGACUGAAACAAAUGCAGGAGACUGGGGAUCUUCCACCUAUUACAUUAGGAGUACAACCGGAAUUUAAGGACAAGAUAUUCAUACUUAACUAUAGAUUUAUUAGGGAGUUUACAAAAGGAGUUGAAGAUAGUUGGUGGGUGAACAUUGUUAACCACUUUCAGCCGCAGUCAAUUGCCAAGAAGUCAUAUUAGUUAAGACAAUAAAGAUUUAAUUUGUUUAUAGAUGAGGCAGUACAGUGUUUAAUACAAAAUAAAGUAUAAUUAAAUGUUU
Papilio polytes (common Mormon) is the source of this 906-nucleotide messenger RNA. RefSeq lists its product as uncharacterized. The record is from RefSeq and is a predicted model, not a curated record. NCBI's taxonomy places the organism in Eukaryota, Metazoa, Arthropoda, Insecta, Lepidoptera, Papilionidae. Gene Ontology annotation, molecular function: ribosome binding. Bases 99 to 827 code for a protein of 242 amino acids. Gene Ontology annotation, cellular component: mitochondrial inner membrane. Gene Ontology annotation, biological process: inner mitochondrial membrane organization; protein insertion into mitochondrial inner membrane from matrix. The transcript has 5 exons.